AACGAAAACGAUGCACACAACCCAAAAGUACUCCUCGGGGACCAAAUGGUGAAAAACUGCGAAAAGGUUUAUUACUGUUAGCGAUGUCAUGUGCGCAAGUAAAAGGUCUACCUGAGAUGCGUAAAAGUAUAUUACUUUCAACGCAUGCAUUUUUCGACAUGUCUUCUGACUGCAAUAAAGAUCACUCAAGCAUAUUGUCGACGUUACAUAUUCAGAAAGGAACCUUCUAUCUUUUACGAAUGAUUCAAAGAGUUCACUUUUCUACCGAGUAUACCACACUCCAACGAAAACAACCGAUUUGUUCAUCCAGCUCUCUUUUUUCGUUAUCACCAUUCUUGGACGAUUUUGGAUUACUUCGUGUCGGAGGGCGACUCAAAAAUGCAGGUUUGGAUUUCAACUCACGUCACCCCAUCUUGCUUCCAAAACGGCAUCCGCUGACCGUCUCUAUAAUAAAUUAUUUUCACAAAAAACUAUUACAUGCUGGACCACAAGCUCUCCUAGCUUCUAUUCGUUUACAUUACUGGCCCAUAGGUGGACGCAAAACGGUAUCAUAUGUAGUCAACAAAUGUAUUGUGUGUUUCCGCUGCAGGCCAAGGCUUAUGGAGCAUAUUAUGGCUGACUUUCCCAAAGAAAGGGUGCAGGCAGCGCGUGCAUUUCUAACCACUGGGGUUGAUUUCUGUGGCCCAUUUUAUUAUAACGCUGAAGUUCGAAACCGGCCUCCCACGAAGUGUUAUAUAUGUAUAUUUAUUUGUUUCGCUACCAAGGCGAUCCACAUGGAACUAGCCAAGGAUUUAUCAACGUCUGCGUUUCUAGCUGCUUUACAACGAUUCGUAAGUCUACGUGGAAAGCCCAAAACUAUCUGGUCGGAUCACGCCACCAACUUUGUUGGAGCGAAUAAUGAGCUCGCGGAACUAAAGCAGCUAUUUCUCAACAAUAACCACCAGCGAAUGGUACGGCAGCAGUGUUUAGAUGAUGGGAUCGGCUGGAAAUUCAUUCCACCUAGGUCACCCCACUUCGGUGGCAUAUGGGAAGCCGCCAUUAAAUCAGCAAAAUAUCAUUUUAACAGAGUUGUAGGGUCGUCAAUUCUAACAGCACAUAGAUGAUGUUCUUACACCAGCCCAUUUCUUAAUAGGUGGCCCCCUAACUGCGAUUCCUGAUCCAGAUGUCACCCACCUAAACAUUAACCGUCUUAGCCUUUGGCAGCGUAUAUCUAGCAUGCAGCAAAUUUUUUGGAAGAAGUGGUCGACAGAGUAUCUGACGCAGCUUCAACAGCGGUCUAAAUGGCGUGCUCAAAAGACUCCGAUUCCUCUCGGCGCUCUUGUCUUAAUAAAGGACGAAAAUUUACCACCACUUCGAUGGCCACUCGCAAGAGUAAUUGAAACGACUCCUGGAUCAGACGGCGUUGCUCGGGUGGCAGUGUUGAAAACAAGCACUGGCGUUACAAAAAGAGCUAUCAGCAAGUUAUGCCUUCUACCGGUGGAAAAUCCUGUUGAAAGCGUUGGCUUUCAACGGCGGGAAGAUGUUUUGUGAAGAGCCUCUAAGUGCCACCCUAAUAUGCCGACGUACAUAUGUACAUAGUUAAGCUUUCAUCUAUUCAACAUUUGUUCUCUCAAACUAAAAAGCAAUUUGAAAUACUGUUAGUUAUCUAAGCUCCUGUUUUGUAUUCAAGCCAGCAUAUGCAUACAUACUUUGAACAAACAAUAUUUUAGUAGUAUAAAUUACAUGCACAGUAAAGUUUUUCGAGCGCUCUAAUUUUGGAUUCUGUUGAAUAAAGACAUUUGUACAGUCAAGACAAAAUAGUCUCCUGACUUUAAACAA
Messenger RNA from Rhagoletis pomonella (apple maggot), 1818 nucleotides. RefSeq lists its product as uncharacterized. NCBI's taxonomy places the organism in Eukaryota, Metazoa, Arthropoda, Insecta, Diptera, Tephritidae. The record is from RefSeq and is a predicted model, not a curated record. The transcript is spliced from 2 exons. Gene Ontology annotation, molecular function: nucleic acid binding. The coding region runs from base 84 to 1103 and encodes 339 amino acids.